Messenger RNA from Pediculus humanus corporis (human body louse), 489 nucleotides. RefSeq names its product zinc finger protein, putative. The transcript has 3 exons. Gene Ontology annotation, biological process: regulation of transcription by RNA polymerase II. The coding region runs from base 1 to 489 and encodes 162 amino acids. The record is from RefSeq and is a predicted model, not a curated record. Lineage: Eukaryota; Metazoa; Arthropoda; Insecta; Psocodea; Pediculidae. Gene Ontology annotation, molecular function: DNA-binding transcription factor activity; RNA polymerase II cis-regulatory region sequence-specific DNA binding.
AUGGCAACUCAAUUUCAGCAGGGAACAGAAAUACAACCGCAGCACGUCAAUCAAUCUCAACAGACUCAAACAAUUAGUUUAGUGACUCCAAGAAAAAAAGAAAAAAUAUUAUUACCAUGUAUGCAUUGCAAAGAUUCAUUUAGAACAGAAUGUCAAUUACAGGCCCACAUUAGAAAUAAACACAUCAAGCCAUAUAAAUGUGACAAUUGUUGGAAAGCAUUCUCAUUUGAAUCUCAGUUAAAAUUACACGUGACUACUCACACAGGUGAAAAGCCGUAUAAAUGUGACGUGUGUCCAAAAGCUUACGCUAGGAAAACAGCAUUAUUUAAUCACGUAAGAGUUCACGCGAGAAAGAAAUUUUUCAAAUGUUGCAAAUAUUGCGGUAAAGGAUUUAAAAACGAAGAAAAAUUAGAAAAACACGAAAGGAUGCAUUCAAUGGGAGAUGAAAGAAAGUACGUCGCGUUAGAAAUGUUUGUAGAUAACAAAUAA